Botrytis cinerea B05.10 is the source of this 3991-nucleotide messenger RNA. RefSeq names its product Bcpxl1 (gene Bcpxl1). Bases 1087 to 3201 code for a protein of 704 amino acids. Gene Ontology annotation, molecular function: transcription coregulator activity. The transcript has 3 exons. NCBI's taxonomy places the organism in Eukaryota, Fungi, Ascomycota, Leotiomycetes, Helotiales, Sclerotiniaceae. The record is from RefSeq and is a predicted model, not a curated record. Gene Ontology annotation, cellular component: Z disc; nucleus.
GUGCUCUGGGACUUGGAUGUUACAAUAACCUCGAUCUUUGCGCCAGCACGGUUCGCCAUCGGGGCCUGCGCAUGCUGUUUCUUGUACCUGAAUCCAUUUUCAUCCCAUUUUGGAUUCUGGAUGUGACUGGGAGCAGGGGAGGGGGAGAGCACGGAAAGAUGUUUGGAUUUUGGAUACGUCUGAAUGGAGUGGGUGGCAGAGAGAGAGAGAGAGAGCAAGCUUGCGCAGGUGCAGGUGCAGGUGCAGGUCCACGAUAUGAAUGAUGUGAAUAGUAUAGAUGGUGUGAAUGGGACGGAUGAAUGAUUGGAUUUGAUAUGAUAUGAUAGUCCAUAUGAGAGAGAGAGAGGGAGGGAGGGAGAGAGAGAGAGAGAGAGAGGGAGAGAGAGGGAGAGAGAGAGAGAGAAUGAGUGAGUGAGUGAGAGUGAGAGAGAGUGAGAGAAGCUACCUCAAAAGGAUCUUCUCUUUUCUUCUCUUCUCCACACCCAUCCAUCCACCCACCCGCACUCGCACUAUACUAGGAACUUUGGAGUUUCAUCCAACUAUCAAACAUCCAUCCCAUCGUUUGUUCGUCCUGAUCUUUUCCACGUUUCGUUUUUUAUUUCUAUUUCGUCUCUAUUGUCCAUCCACAUACACACUCAUCGUAAACAGUCAGUCCUUACAGCAACAGUCGAGUAGCACGCAAGCAUCCCUCUUGUCGGUCAUUUCAAUCCCAUCUUUUGAACGGGAAUUCUAUCAUUAUAUACUACUUUACAUACUUAUUACAAUUACCAUAUCUUCGUCUUCGUUCUUUAAUCGCAUUGACAAUUCACUCGAUUCAUCCUCCAAUACUUCUCACACGAAUUGACGCUGCUGCCGUCACAUAGAAACCAAACGAUUGAAUAUUCAUAGACUUCUUUCCUACCCUUCAGAAAUCACCCGGUCUUUCUUUCAUUCUCUCUCUCCCGACCUUUUUACCGCCUCCACUUCAUUGAUCGGCGAAGGAAUAAGAGUCCAACAUAAAAUAACAUAACCGCUACAUGAUCAAUAUUUAAUCACCAAUCGAGGAAAUUGAGAGGUUGCCAUAAUUAAGAAAUCACCUUGCACAUCAUGGCAGACUUUAUGAGAUCGUCGAGUUUUCUGCCAACCAUAAAAUGUUCGAGUUGCGCGAGGGAUAUUCAAAUUGCUAUGAUGGGGGAGCAUCUUUGCUCAGGCCCUCCUUCUGCUGGCGAACCUACACCACCACUGGAAUCAAAUACGGCUUUCGACAGAAUGCCAUAUAAUCAACAAUCGUAUUCCAAUGGAUCGAGUCUGUUGAAACCAGGAAGAGCAAUGCCUCCCAGGGUCGAUACAUCUGCUGCGAAUCGUCCAUUCUUCCAACAAGAUCAAUUGACACCCGCGAGUAGCGCAUCUCCCUCUCGAAGUGCUUCACCAUUAACUCCACAUGAUCGUCUUCGAUUACCAUUCGGAAAGUCUUCGCGCGCUAAUGAUUCUUCACCUACGCAAAGACCCAUUACCCCAGCUCUAUUAUCAUCGAAUCUAGACUCUGCUUUCCCUCGCUUUCCUACAGCAAAAGUAACGGGAUCACCUCGACUCAAAAGUGCAUAUGGCGCUCACUCGCCGAGGAUGGAACAGGCGGAUCCAAUGAUGUUCGCGCCCACAAAUCCAAGAGUCUAUAUAAAUCCAAAUGUUGCGGCAAAUGUUGCGUCUUUACAAAACGUUACAAAUACCCCAGGUCCGUUUGCGAUUGACUCAAGGAAGGUUUCGAGACCUGAAGAAGGACCAAUUUACAAUAGAAAACCUACCAUGGGACGUCCAGAUGACAUAAUUUCACCACCUUUGACUGCCGAGCCUGAACAAAUCGAUCGAACACGCUCGACAAGCUCUGGCCAUUCUAGGACUUCAACAAAUAGCUCGACCAAUAAUUUCCCAAUGCCACCGCGCAACAAAGGAUACGGUAUUUUAUCACCUGAAAUGGGAGAAGAAUCUCAGGAAUCCGCACAUUCAGGAGCUAUGAGAUCACAAACCUUUCCUCGACGAAAGGAAAGUUUGGACUUUCAUGCGUCGCGUAGAAAUCAAUCGAUAUCAAGUCAUAGAUCGCGAGAGUCGAAUGAUCGAGGACGGAAAACAUCACUCUCUGGUCCUGAUACGUCGAGAGCAUUACCACCGCGAGGUGCAAGUCUCAUCCGAGGAAGGUCAGGACAUGAAGCUGGAGAUCUUCCACCAUUACCAAAUAUCAACUUGGAAGCAGAAUUUGGUGCUAAUAAUCCAUAUCAUUCUGCAUCCAAUUCUCAAUCAUCCACUCAUUCAUAUAUCUCUUCCACUUCUCAAGGGAGUAAAGGUAGCUCACGGUCAAGCCCUCCAUCCACAGUGGAAAGCGAUUAUCACAGGAGACAGCCAUCAAAUCCCAGAAUGUCUGAUCUCAUGUCGGAAAUUACUUCCUCAAUGGCAAAUAUUUCACCACAUGAUAUUUAUCCCAGACCGAGCGAUUUAGAACCAGUAAAAGAACAAGAACCAUACUCACCUCUGAGUCCCGCCUUUCAAUCCCCAGAUUACGCCACCAAUCCUGUCAAUCGCCUAUCGCCUGCACCUCGUGUUCCCCCACCCGCGCCUCUCAAACCCCGCAAUCGUGACCCCUCACCUGCGCCACUGAAUCCUCGAUCACGAAAUCUCUCACCAGCCCCUCUCAAUGGUUUCCAAAGAUCUCACACAGCUCCACUCCUCGAUCAAAAUAAACCUUUACCCGCUCCUCGACGCCCCGCCACUUCAAAAGGUAAUUGCAAAUCUUGCACGCUUCCCAUAAAAGGCAAAUCCGUAUCUUCAGCAGAUGGUCGUUUAACUGGUCGCUAUCAUAAGCCAUGUUUCGUGUGCACAACUUGUCGAGCUCCAUUCCUUACCUCGGAAUUCUAUGUUCAUGAUGAUGCGCCAUAUUGUGAACAUCAUUAUCAUCAAUUGAAUAACUCAAUGUGCUCUGGUUGUGAUAGGGGUAUUGAGGGACAAUAUUUGGAAAGUGAGAAGAAGGAGAAGUUUCAUCCAAGUUGUUUGAAUUGUGCCGACUGUAAGAGAAAUUUAAGACAUGACUAUUUUGAGAUGGGUGGGAAGAUUUAUUGUGAGAGGGAUGCUUUCAGGAGAGCACAGGAGUCACGCAAAGGAGGAUUGGGUGCUGGAUUGAAUGCAGAAACGACGAGGAUGGAAAGGAGAACCACGAGGUUAAUGAUGAUGUAGUGACUCUGGGAAAUUCAAAGGUUGGAUUCGAGGCGCUUAAUACUGUGAGCAUUGUGUUGUUUUAUACCAUAUAGUCUUAAAUAGACUUGCGUUGUUUUCUGUUCUUUAAAGGCAUAGCGAAGCGUUGCAUUAUCCCUUUUUUUUGUCAAAUUUUCGACUGGUUUGAGGACCUUUGAUCUCGACUUUGAUUUCGAUUUCGACAUCGGAUUCGAAUUCUCUUUAUACAUAUACCCUUAUUUUACUUUCAGCGCAAAAUAAUUCGUCGAUUUUUGUACCUUAUUUGGGUUUCUUAUUCGUAUUUCUUUUUGUAUAUUUUUUUCAUAGAGAAUUUUGGUUAUUCAAAUGGGAAGAGUAGAAUUCGUAUUAUAUAUAUGGACGAAUGGAAAGGAGGAAUGAGGUUAAAUAAUGUUUAUAUAUGAUUUGGGAUUGGAGUUGUGUGGAUGGAUGGGUGAGGGGUGAGGAGGAGUGAUGGGUGAGUGGAUGAGUGGUGAAUAGGCGGAGAGGUGGAUAGGUGGAUAGGUGGUGAGUGGAUCGGUGGUGGAUAGGUGGAUAUGUAUAGAUAAAUGGAAUGUUUGAUGUGGAUUUUUGAGAGGAUGAGAUGGUGUGAGAUGGUAUGAGAAUGGAUAGAAUAAGUUGAGAUUGUAUGUAGUGGAUGGUAUGACAUAGAUCAAAAUGAAAUUAUGUAUUGUACGAUAUGAUUUUCUGGGAUAUAUGUAUGUGUAUGCAUGUAUGUAUAUAUGUGAUAUAAUAUAAUACUUUUGAUGGGGGGUUUUUGGGGUAGGGGAUAGCA